Molecule: messenger RNA, 3389 nt
Organism: Tyto alba (common barn owl)
Lineage: Eukaryota; Metazoa; Chordata; Aves; Strigiformes; Tytonidae
Gene: RNF19B
Product: ring finger protein 19B
Exons: 10
Coding region: 944-3100 (718 amino acids)
Biological process (GO): ubiquitin-dependent protein catabolic process; protein polyubiquitination; positive regulation of proteasomal ubiquitin-dependent protein catabolic process
Cellular component (GO): ubiquitin ligase complex; cytoplasm
Molecular function (GO): ubiquitin protein ligase activity; zinc ion binding; ubiquitin conjugating enzyme binding
Source: RefSeq, a predicted model, not a curated record
UUCUCUCUUCCUGAUGAAACCAUCUGCGAAAGAGAGAUUGCAGAAAAACCUUUCACUGUGGAUUUGCGGUUAGUAAUGAGUCCACUGACUCCUGAUGGUCUGGUUUGGAGCUGGUCUUAAGUUUCUGAUCGAUACCUGAUCCCUGACCUUGACCUGGGAGUGAGAAGUCACUACAGAGUGCCUGCUGUGGGCAAGCAGCACAAAUCCCUUGUCUGUAGAGAGUUUGUACAAUCACGGUACACAUGUGCGUAGCUCUGAAACAGAAAGACUGCGUUGGGCUGGGGAACAAAGAACUGGCUGAGAGCGAUGAACAGAGAGGGUAGAAAGGGGGGAAGAGCGUGGGCACAGCCCUGGGGACGUGGGUGGUAACUGCUGUGGAGAAGGUGAGUGCCUGUUUUGUCUGAGCUUGCUUCCCACGAUUGCCUCUGUUCUCCCUUCCCUCCUAGGUAUGUUGAGCCACGGCUUCCCCCAAAGCCAUACUGGUAUCGCUGGCCUUUGCCUGCUGCUGUUCCCAGUUGUCACCCUGUCCUUCCUGUGGUCUCCAGGCUCUUUAGGAAGAGCUGCAGUGGGUGAUACCAACCGAGGCCCUGGGAGGUGGAGGACCAGAGGAUGGGAUUCCCCCUCCUGUCGCUGUGGCAACCGUUGGGAAGGGAAGCAGCAGUGGGGUGUGAUGGGCGGCUGCGUGGCUGUGGAGGGGUGUGAUGGGGAGGCUGCGGAGGCAGGGCUGCGCUGACAUCAUGCCGGGGAGGUGGCGCAGAGGGAAGGGGAGUGGGAAAAGGAGAGCCAGGGAGACUGCGGAGGGAAGAGAGCUGCAUCGGGAGUGGGCUCCAGGGAAAGCGGCUGGUGGGACGCGGCGAUCGGAUCCUCGUCGCUUUCGGGACCGACCCCUCGCCCUCCGCCUCGAGUGGACCACCGUCGAUCGGCAGCCACCGCCCCGGUAGCCAUGGGCUCGGAGCGGGACUCCGAGUCGCCGCGCUCCUCGUCCAUCCACUCGGCAGCCGCCAAGUGCCCCAAGCCCGGCCGCCGCCGCCGCCUCUCCUUCCAGAGCGUCUUCUCCGCCGCCGCCGCCUCCGCCGCGGGCGGCCGCCGCCGCGCCAAGGCCGAGCCGCCGCCGCCUCCCGCCGCCCCGCCGGCCCCGCCGCCCCCGCCGCCGCCGCCGCCGCCUCCGCCGCCCCCGGAGGAAGCGCCGGUGGUCCCGGAGGGGAGCGGCGAAGAGGAGCUGGAGUGCCCGCUGUGCCUGGUGCGGCAGCCGGCGGAAAACGCCCCGCGGCUGCUGUCGUGCCCGCACCGGUCGUGCGGGGCCUGCCUGCGGCAGUACCUGCGCAUCGAGAUCACCGAGUCCCGCGUCAACAUCUGCUGCCCCGAGUGCAGCGAGCGCCUCAACCCCGCCGACAUCCGCCGCCUCCUCCGCGACUCCCCGCACCUCGUCGCCAAGUACGAGGAGUUCAUGCUGCGCCGCUGCCUCGCCGCCGACCCCGACUGCCGCUGGUGCCCGGCCCCCGACUGCGGCUACGCGGUUAUUGCCUACGGCUGUGCCAGCUGCCCCAAGCUGACCUGCGAGAGGGACGGCUGCCAGACGGAGUUCUGCUAUCACUGCAAACAGAUAUGGCAUCCCAACCAAACCUGCGACAUGGCCCGCCAGCAAAGGGCACAGACGCUCCGAGUACGGACCAAGCACACAUCAGGCCUCAGUUACGGACAAGAAUCCGGGCCGGCUGAUGACAUCAAGCCGUGUCCGCGAUGCAGCGCUUACAUCAUCAAGAUGAACGACGGGAGCUGUAACCACAUGACGUGCGCGGUGUGUGGCUGCGAGUUCUGCUGGCUGUGUAUGAAGGAGAUCUCGGAUCUGCAUUACCUCAGUCCCUCUGGCUGUACCUUCUGGGGCAAAAAGCCAUGGAGUCGUAAAAAGAAGAUUCUCUGGCAGCUGGGCACAUUGAUCGGCGCUCCUGUAGGCAUUUCCCUUAUUGCUGGCAUUGCCAUUCCUGCUAUGGUCAUUGGCAUCCCUGUGUAUGUCGGGAGGAAGAUCCACAGCAGGUAUGAGGGAAAGAAGACUUCUAAGCACAAGAGGAACUUGGCCAUUACUGGUGGGGUCACCUUGUCUGUCAUUGCCUCUCCCGUCAUCGCUGCUGUCAGUGUUGGUAUCGGAGUCCCCAUCAUGCUGGCUUACGUCUAUGGUGUUGUGCCGAUCUCGCUGUGCCGAGGCGGUGGCUGUGGAGUUAGCACCGCCAAUGGAAAGGGUGUGAAAAUCGAAUUUGAUGAAGAUGAUGGACCAAUCACAGUGGCCGAUGCUUGGCGAGCCCUGAAGAACCCCAGCAUUGGCGAAAGCAGCAUUGAGGGGCUGACCAGUGUGCUGAGCACCAGUGGCAGCCCCACCGAUGGGCUCAGUGUGAUGCAGGGCAACUACAGCGAGACGGCCAGCUUCGCUGCUCUCUCGGGCGGCACCCUGAGUGGUGGUGUCCUCUCGGGAGGCAAGGGGAAGUACAGCAGGCUGGAAGUUCAGGCAGAUGUCCAGAAGGAGAUUUUCCCUAAAGACUCGGUCAGCUUGGGGGCUAUCAGUGACAACGCCAGCACUCGAGCCAUGGCUGGUUCCAUCAUCAGCUCCUACAACCCCCAGGACAGGGAGUGCAAUAACAUGGAGAUCCAGGUGGACAUUGAAGCCAAACCAAGUCACUACCAGCUGGCCAGCGGCAGCAGUACAGAGGACUCUCUGCACGUCCACACCCAAAUGGCAGAGAAUGAAGAGGAGGAAGAGGAGGAGGAGGAGGAAGAGGAAGAAGAUGGUGAGCAGGAGCAGACGUGCAAACACCAAAGCUGUGAGCAAAAGGACUGCAUUGCCAGCAAAACCUGGGACAUCACCCUGGCCCAGCCUGAGAGCAUACGGAGCGACCUGGAGAGCUCCGACAGUCAGUCGGACGAUGUGCCAGACAUUACCUCGGAUGAGUGUGACUCCCCCCACUCUCAGACUGCAGCAACUUGCCCCCAGACUCCCAAGUCUAGAGGUGCCGAGAGCCCAAGUGCCCACCUGAGCCACUGUGCCCAAGCUGAGGGCUGCAGGCUGGAGGAAAUAGUCAAACUGGAGUGCAUCGAAGCCAGAGUAUGAAGUGGCCUCCUGCUGAAAAGCACACUCGCUGUCGUUGCAUCUUUUGGGGCAGGGUUGUGUCCGUGUUGGCUUCUGUUUGCGAUUCCCCAGCCUCGCCUCGGGGAGUUGCUGUUUCUUACAUGACAAAAAAGAAAAAGGAAAAAAAAAAAAAAAAAUCCCCGGCCCUCUUUUUGUUUUAAUUUAUUGGUUCAAGCUCUGUGAGGUGUGUAAGAGUGUAAAUAUGUACGUGUGUCUGUAUGUCUGCAAACAUCCUAAGGGACUAUUUGAAUAAAGACUGGUUGUCAUUCGA